UUUUAUAAAAAGUAGGCGAACUGAAAUUAUUGUUAAAAGGAAUUGAUGUUUUGUCUUUACAAAUUUUUAUGAGACAUACGAAAUAUUGUCAAUUGGUGUUCAGCAAAAACGAAGCGAAGGAAAAAGAACAUUGAAAAAACAUUUUUAUUUUUUAUUGCCAUUAAAUACAGCAAGUUUGAGCGACAAGGCGAACUGUGGGAAAAAUCCCCGGCGAGAGAAAUAGUUGUCAAAGAAAAGCCGCGCGCAAGUUGCACAGACUGCUAUCCCUUUCUCAUUUUGCAAACAAGUCGCGGGAUAUAGUAACUAGUUGAGACAAUUGAUACAAGUGCUUUGGAACGUGUAGUGCGUUCUCUUUCUAAUUGGUUUUGCUUAUUCAGUUCGUUGUGUGGUCGGCGAGCCGAGUUUCGUACGUUCGUCAAAAAGCAGUCUGCUGCGAGAUAUUGUGAAUUCGUCUUACUACACCAUCAUUUGCCAAAACUUUGAAUCAAGCAAAGAAGAAAAUUCAUUCUUUUUUCUUUUUUAUUAUUUUCAUAAAAAAUAUAAUUAAGAAAUUUGGUUUUUGUGCGUGAAGCUCCAACACAGUGAGCCGCCCUACAGACACCCAUACAUUUAGAUAUUCUACUAAAGAAAGAAAAUCAAAUUUUUAACAGCAUAAAAUGGCGUUAAAAAGAAUUAAUAAGGAAUUACAAGAUUUGGGCAGAGAUCCACCUGCGCAAUGUUCAGCUGGCCCAGUAGGAGAUGAUUUAUUUCACUGGCAGGCAACAAUAAUGGGACCGCCUGACAGCCCGUAUCAAGGUGGUGUGUUUUUCUUAACAAUUCAUUUUCCGACAGAUUAUCCAUUCAAACCGCCUAAAGUGGCUUUUACAACGCGUAUAUACCAUCCAAACAUUAACAGCAACGGUUCGAUUUGUCUCGAUAUAUUAAGAUCUCAAUGGUCGCCAGCACUUACUAUAUCAAAAGUUUUAUUAUCAAUUUGCUCUCUACUCUGUGAUCCGAAUCCAGAUGAUCCGUUGGUACCAGAGAUUGCAAGAAUAUAUAAAACUGAUCGGGAAAAAUAUAAUGAAUUGGCACGAGAGUGGACCAGAAAGUAUGCUAUGUGAUGCGUUCCAGUUUGUAAAAUUGAUCCGUCGUCGUUGUCGUCGUCGUCGUUGUCAUACUUAUUAUUAUAGUAUAUCGUCAACAAUAAAAACAAUAGGAAAAGCAGUAAAUGCAGCAACUGCCGCCGCCGCCGCCGCCGCCGCAGCAGAAAUGAAUAGUUUUAACAUCUAUAACUAUUUAUACGACAGCAGCAACAACAACAACAAAAACAGCAACAAUAGCAUGAAAAGUUUUGUAAUGAAGAAGGAUUUUGCUACUAUUUUAAAAACAUCAACUGCAGCAACAACAACAUAAACAAUAGCAAACUACAACAACCAACAACAACAACAACAACAACCAACAACAACAACCAACAACAUAUUGCAAACGCUCUUUAAACAAAUACAAAUAAAACAAGAAAUACUACACAAUAUGGAAAACAAGAUGAUAUGGAAGGAGAAAAAUUUAAAAUAUUAAUAUUAAUAAUAAUAUAAUAAUAAUA
Messenger RNA from Glossina fuscipes, 1579 nucleotides. It is a transcript of the gene eff, whose product is annotated as ubiquitin-conjugating enzyme E2-17 kDa. Lineage: Eukaryota; Metazoa; Arthropoda; Insecta; Diptera; Glossinidae. Gene Ontology annotation, biological process: ubiquitin-dependent protein catabolic process; protein polyubiquitination. Gene Ontology annotation, molecular function: ubiquitin conjugating enzyme activity. Gene Ontology annotation, cellular component: nucleus. The record is from RefSeq and is a predicted model, not a curated record. Bases 657 to 1100 code for a protein of 147 amino acids. The transcript is spliced from 5 exons.